Molecule: messenger RNA, 3986 nt
Organism: Mizuhopecten yessoensis (Yesso scallop)
Lineage: Eukaryota; Metazoa; Mollusca; Bivalvia; Pectinida; Pectinidae
Product: rho GTPase-activating protein 15-like
Exons: 19
Coding region: 436-3111 (891 amino acids)
Biological process (GO): regulation of GTPase activity; signal transduction
Cellular component (GO): cytoplasm
Molecular function (GO): protein binding
Source: RefSeq, a predicted model, not a curated record
UCUUCGGUGGGCGAUGCCACUUGCUGGUUUCCGGAAUGCGGAUGAAAGUUUCCUGAGCGACUAAACAGUUAAUUGGCGGCAGUUACAUCAACAGUUAUGUGUGUAUAAACUUUGGCGCUUUCACAAUGAAUCCGCUUCGUGUACUCAGGGGUAAAUUUAAGUAUACAGUACAGUAAAAUGAUAACAAAUGAUAAGUCCUCUCUGGCCAUGGUCAUGGAGGAAAGCUUCCGUAAGGUCUGAAAACUUCCUUCUAGACUUACUUAUUUGUUUUUCAACGAUUAUACAGACUUUAAACAUGGUUUAAUGAUUAUUAAAGAAGUAUGUAGUAGUUUAGUUGAUGUUGGCAGCUUGUAUUUGACUGUCACUAUAAUAUAGACAACAUAUUUUUGUUUGUUGAUAAACAAUUCCCGAAGUUAGUAAAUCUAAUAAACGAAAAUGGGGGAUAAUUCAGAUCAUGAUGGGUCCGACGAGGAAGAUUACAUUGGUUUCGGGUUUGCCACGAGGAAACUUGCAGCGUUGUAUGACUAUACAUAUGUAGAUGACUCCGGCAAAACAGUACAUAUGACUAAAGGAGAGGAGUAUCACUUGUUGGAAAAGUCAAAUGAUUGGUGGGAGGUUUUUAGAGCCGGAGACUCUACCGAUCUUUCAUUUUAUGUCCCUGCAAAUUAUGUCAAGUUCGUAGAUGAUAGUGAAAGUAAGGCUAAAACCAAACAGACAAGUGAUUCAGAUUUUGAAGGGGAUCCAGGAAGUGAAAUGAGUUCACUUGGUCUUGACACACGUAGUAUAUCUCCAUCUCUUAAAAAUGGCGUGAGUAAUGCAGACGAUACUGAAGGAAAUCACAAACCGGACAAAGCAAUGGAUAUAUAUGCCAACAGUAAUGUUAGUACUUUUAUGACAAACAACAAUGUAGAUGUUUCAUCGAAGAAUGGCAGUAUAACAGUACGGCCUGGUAUGUACCGUAGGAGUUUAUCCACUGAUGAUGGAGGGGAUUAUAUGAACUUAGAAACAUUACGAGAACAAGCAGGUUUACCAUCAGCACCCAGGCCACCUCUUCAAGAUGGGGAAAGUAUUUAUGCAAAUGUCCAGGAGUUAAACAUCGAACCACAAGUCAAGUUUACCCUGACAGCUCCAUCUCAAUCACCGCCUGUUUCACCAGAAGAACCUCCUAUUCCUGAUGAAAAGAACUGUCCCUUUUUAAGGACACUACUCAAUGUCUGGGAAAUGUACCUCGACCCCAUCACAAAGCGUAGCUUCUAUAUCAACAAGGAAACUAACGAAAAGACAUGGAAACCCCCACGAUAUCCAAAAAAGUCUAGGAGUGUGCGAGACACUGCCUCAUCUCACUACAAUUCGCAGCUACGGGAAAAAGUAGAACUCCCAAAGUCGGCUCCGGUGAGUGUGCGUGUGGAAAGGUCCUCCAUUCCAGAUGGUUGGACUGUAGAAACCACAGAGGGGAAUCAAUACUUCAUCAACAAACGAACCCAGGAAAAGUGGGGUACACAUACAGACGAAAACGGCAAGCCCUACUUCUACAAACUAGACACCGGCGAAACGGCAUGGCAACUACCAGAGGUUACUAAGUUGUUAACCUCGAAUGGAGACCCUACCAGUGCCAACAUUCCACGCUCCAGAUCUCCUCAGAGGAUAGCUCCUCAAAACCCACGAUCGGUUAAGACACAGUCUAUGUACUUGGAAUCACACCUCAACUUCGGGAGCUUCCAAGGCCAACUCCCCGGGGGUCUCAUGUCCAAGUCCUCCACGCUUCCAGUGAACCCCUCCUCGGUGCCCGAGGUCGGGGGUCUACCCAAGUCUCAGACCCUGCCCUAUAACCUACAGGGACUAACGCCUGGUAACGCCCCUCACCUUGCCUCCAACCAUUGGAUCUUUCAAAUGGAACUUGAAAAGAAAGUAUUUCAUCCUGGGACGUCCAAUCAAGGGCAGGAAAAGAUCUGUGGAAUGCUCAAGAAGAGGAUGAUUGUGGAGUUAGGAAAGCAGGUCAAGAAAAGCUUCAGUCCGUCGUUUGUAAAACUGUUGGGGACCAACCUGGUGUUUUACAAGAACCGCCAGGCAUCAACACAGCAGGGCUCCAAGCAUGGCAAGCCAGAGUUUAUGGAGCCCCUGCAGGGAGCACACAUCGACAAGUACCCCCAUAAACGUCACCUCAACGUCCUGGUGCUGUCGACCUGUAACAAGAACCAGUACCAGCUACAGCUGGAGGAUGAGAUCGACAUGCAGAAAUGGUUGUCUACACUUGAACUCACCAUCAAAGAACUGGGUCCAUGUAUGGUUGACCAGCAGCUGUUAGUGCUGCCAGGAAACUCAGACAGUCUGAAGAAAACACCAUCUUUUAAGCAGAAAAAUCGUAAGCCAUCGGAGAAAGAAGAAACACCAGAGGAGGAAAAAUCCAGGUUCAAAUCAAUAUUCGAGAGGUGGAUGAAAGACCCCCAGAGACCUACCAAGAAACAGCUGGAGGACAAAGGCAUAAUAGAGUAUAAUGUGUUUGGUGGUUCUCUGAAGCAGGUUUGUGAGAAGGACAAGGCUAAGGUCCCUAAGUUUGUACAGCGGUGUAUAGCAGCUAUAGAAAAACGAGGUCUGGACCAAGACGGAUUGUACAGGAUCAGUGGUAACAUGGCCCAGAUCACCAAGCUACGGUCAAUGACAAACAUGGAUCUGUUGGCGUUGAUGGGCGAGUCCACUGACAAGUUCGACUAUGACCUGGACAACCCGGAUCUGUGGGACAUACAUGUGUUAGCCGGAGCCCUGAAGUUGUUCUUCCGAGAGCUGAAGGAGCCCCUGUUUGCCUUAGCUCAGUUUGACAAGUUUAUAUUAGCCAUUGGCAAGAAGUCACGAUUAGAUAAACUGAAAGGUUUGAAAGAGCAGGUUAAUGCAUUGCCAAAGUAUAACUACGAGACACUCAAGUUUCUGUGUGGCCAUUUAAUAAGAGUUGCAGACAGGCAAAGUGUCAACAAGAUGUCGUUCCACAACCUAGCUAUAGUGUAUGGGCCAACUUUGAUGUGGAAGGAGAUGGACACCAACUUCAUGGCUCACAUGGUGCUGCAGAGCCAGAUCGUGGAGUUUGUCUUACUGGAAUAUAAAAACAUAUUUAAAUGAUUUAUAGAUACCGACCUGAUUUGAAAUUAUCACCUGUCAAUGGAACUCGUACUGGUGAAAUUUGGUAUUUUUUCCUGGAGUGCAAUUAUCAAGUAGAGUGAUCUCCCUUGGACUGUAGUUAGACUGUGAAGUGAGAUGUUUCCACUAACAACACUGAGUGACCGAUUAUGCUUUCUACAACAAGGAAUAACCUUGAAGCAACCUUGAAGUGAAUAUAUCUUUUGUUGGAUUAAAUUCUUAUCAACACCUACUACUUGGUGAUACGAGAUUUAGCUCACUGUCAUGAUUCUGUUAUAAGCUCUUGAACCUGUACAAACAGAAAUGGAUUUCUUCUAAUCAAAGAAGUGGAAAUAUAUUGAAGCAUAAUUUUUCAAAAGUUUUGAUGCCUUAAAUGUUAUUGCGAUUGUAAAAAGUCACAAGUAAGCCUGAUCAUGUGUUGGAGUGAAAAGACAGUUUCCAUUUGGCAAAGCAUUUCAGGAUGAGUGCGAUCAAGAUGGAAUUAGCCAGAGGAUAGAAUUAAAUCAUCGAGAAAUUAGUUAGUGUGACAAAUAUGAUGACAGUUGUAAGAUGAACGAAUCUUGCUGAUAUGUUGGACAGGAAAUGACAUCGUGUAGUACAUGUAUCGACCCUGUCAGCAUGGUAACACAUUGUACAGUGUUGUAUAAGACAGGUGAUUUACCCGUAACUAUAUUCAAUAGCAUUAAUAAUGAAACAGUCGACCUGCGAUGUCUUGUUUCAAGUUGACCAUUCCCUUAUUUAUUUUUAUGUCUUUCAUCUACAAAAGAAAUUUUGCAAAUAUGGCAUUUUCAAUUUUGUCUACAAAUCAAAGUUUUGCAUGUUUUUUUCUUCAUUCAUAGACACCUUAAUGAUAUAGA